Molecule: messenger RNA, 897 nt
Organism: Entamoeba dispar SAW760
Lineage: Eukaryota; Evosea; Mastigamoebida; Endamoebidae
Exons: 1
Coding region: 1-897 (298 amino acids)
Molecular function (GO): GTP binding
Source: RefSeq, a predicted model, not a curated record
AUGAGUAUAAAAGGAUUGAAACAAACUACAUUACUUUUGAUUGGAGAAACAGGUGUUGGUAAAAGUUCAUUAGGUAAUUUUAUUCUUAAAGAUAAUGUUUUUAAUGUAAGUAGUAAACCAAAAUCAGAAACAAAAAAUACUAUUGGAUAUUAUGGAGAGGAUGAUAAAAGUGAUGUAUUUGUUAUUGAUACUCCUAGUCUUAAUGAUUCUGAUGGAUUUGAUAAUGAAGGUAUUCAAAAUAUUAUUGAAUGUGUUAAAAACACAAGAUUACAAGGAAUUGUAUUAACAAUGGAUUUUAGAAUAAACAGAUUUUCUACUAAUCUUCGAGACAUCGUUAAAAUUAUAUCUGAUGUUUUCCAAUUUAAAGAUUUUUGGAAACAUAUAUGUAUUGUAUGGACUAAAUGUUAUAAUUACACACCAAAAAACAAAUUAGAAAAAGAUAAAAUUUUAAAAAAUGAAAUCAAAGAAGAAAUGAUUAAAUUUAUUAAACAAACAAAUAAAAUAAAUGAAAAUAUUGAUAUUGAAAAAACAAAUAAAGAUUUUAUUCCAAUGUAUUUUGUAGAUUCACAACCAGAUGAAGAUUAUUAUGAUAAUACAAGAUCAGAAGAAGAAAUAGAAAAAUUAAUCAAAUGGGCAAGAGGAUUAAAACCAUUUGAUAAAGAAGAAAUCAAUAAAUUAAUAAAUGAAUUUAAAGAAAUUAUUUAUGAAGAAAAAGAAGAAUGUGAAAUAAUAGAAGAAACAAAAUAUAAUAUAACAUAUAAAAUAACAACAUAUAGAAGAGGUAAUAAAGUAAAAUAUAAUGGAGAAGUUGAAGAAGGUGAAUGGCAAGAAUUUAGCAGUAGAAUUAUAACAGAAAACAAAUAUAAUAAAGAACCAUCAGAUUGUGUAGUGAUGUAA